Messenger RNA from Salvelinus sp. IW2-2015, 939 nucleotides. The record is from RefSeq and is a predicted model, not a curated record. Lineage: Eukaryota; Metazoa; Chordata; Actinopteri; Salmoniformes; Salmonidae.
AACACCAUGACAACUCCACUACUGAUGUUUGUUCUUCUGACUCUACCCUGCUACAGCGCACAUGGGCAGGUCAAUCCUUUUGGAAUUCCAGUCUCCGUCCAUGCUGAGAAGUUCUACGGCACGUCUCCCAGAGAUCACGUCUGCAACGGGCUGAAUUAUAGCGGUCUAGAUUACACCUGCUGUGAAGGAGUACGGCAUAAAGGGGCGGGGCUGUCCUGCUGUGGAAAAAGGGCCUUCGGCCUCACCCAGGCUUCCUGUUGUACCUAUUCACUCAAACCUGGUCAGUUAACUCUGAAUGUGAGCCAGCUGGUGUCAGAUUGCUGUGGGUUGAGGGCCUAUGACCCACUCAACCAACUGUGUUGUGACUCACGGAUCCUAACCAGGACCCAACCUCAUGCCAAGUGUUGUGGAAAAGACCUCUACGAUGAAGACCACCAGCUUUGCUGUGGAAAUGUCGAAGGAAGGAAGGUCCUGACUAAAAUGUCCAGCCACCACCGAUGCUGUGGAGACCACCAGUUUGACCAUCGAAGCCACUGCUGCUGCUCUGAAACACUAUCCCCAGAGCCUCUCAAUGCAAGCUGCUGUGCAUCAAGUUCUAAUUACAGGGGAAUUGAUGCGAGUUCUCCAAACUGUAUGCCAGGGGAGAGGCCAGAGGGUUGCUGUGUGAACCCUACAUCUCGCCAGGGGCAGCCUCACUCCCACCACCUGAUCUCUGCGGGAAAACGCAGCCACACCACAGGUGUCUACAAUGGUGCAGGCUGUGGCUCUCAGGUUUACAAUCCAGACAUCAAAAUCUGCUGUGCCGGGAAGCUGUCCAAUAGGGUGCUUGGGAAAAACCUGGCAAACACUGCUGUGGAGAAACAGAUACCCCAGGAUGAAAUCAGCUGCAACGACACAAUUCAUCUGCCUUGUGACCAUGAUGCAACCUCUGUCCAGUGA